CAAACAUGUCGGGGCGUUCAGUACGUGCUGAGACCCGGAGUCGUGCCAAAGAUGACAUUAAGAAAGUGAUGGCGGCGAUAGAGAGAGUUCGCAGAUGGGAGAAAAAGUGGGUGACAGUUGGAGACACAUCUCUGAGAAUAUUUAAAUGGGUUCCUGUAGUGGAUACAAAAGAGAAGGACAAGAGCAAACUGUCAGGCGGAGCAGAGAGACAACUGGACAGCUUCCCUACAGAGUCAGCACCAGAGAAUUCACGGUCCGUCCUGCUGGACUUUCAGGAUGACAACAGCAACCAAAGCUCUCUGUCUGACGUGUACCAACCCAAAGUGGACAGCAGCAGUAACUCCAGUCCACAGCCCAGUGAACCAGUGAGCCCAGCCCAAGGAUGUGACUUUCGCGCUGAUGAUUCACAGCCUCCCACCCUUGGUCAGGAAAGCAUGGAAGAACCACUCCCACAGUCUUGUGAAGUUGCCGAUGAGCCCCCGACCUUAAUCAAGGAAGAUCUCUUACCUCUUAAUGCUCAGGCAGAAGAGGAGGAAAGUUCUGGAGCCCCACCACUGAAAAGAGUCUGUACUGAACAGACGUCAGUCCUUCAGUCUGCUCCCAUGAGCUAACACACAACGUGUUUUUGGUGUUGAAAUCCGAUUGGACAGGCCACCUGUCCGUCCUACAACUGCUGCGAGUGACAUGCAAUGGACCAGGCGUAUUCAAAUUAGUGAAUAUUUUUAUAGCUUCACAAAGUGACAACUUUGAAUAUGACUUUAUGUUUUGUUGGGUGUUGUUUUUUUUGUUUUUGUUUUUGUUUUUUUGCUCCUCCAUUUGCCCUCAUUUUGUCUUUGUUUGUUCUUGAAGAGCAUUUGUGGCUUUGUAUGUGAGAAAACCACACAGGCUAUAGCUGGAGUUACAGGUCGUCGACUGGACAUUACUGAAAUCAGAGAACUUAAAAUGAAACUUAUGAAGGCAAAUAAAUAUUCAUCCGUAGAUUCAUAAUCCAGUGCUUAAUGAAGAGAUACAUGAAAGAAAUAAUCAUCUAUGUUGGUUAUACAUUACUGUGCAUGUUUGUUAAAGGAUUCCAUUCACAUAUUGCACAUCAGAGCACUUGAGCAGAAUAUAGUAAAUUAUUUAGGACCAGUGUUUUGGUGAAUGGACUUUCCUCUAGGACCAGUGUUCUCCCAUCCCUGUAUGUAGUUUUCUGAAUGCUGACCGAUGUACAUAUAUAUGAUAAAUUAAAGCAAAACAGAUUUAAUUUAUCAUAUUUUCUUAAUUUAUGAUGACUGUGUUUAACAAUAUGUGACGCGCCAUAUUCGUGUCAUACAAACAAAACAUUGAAUGUCCUAAAGUAACUGAAGUUAUUCUAAGUUUCUGUAAUCCCAUUUUAACUGGUUUAUUUGAAUAGUUUACAAAAGCUGUUUCUCUGUUUUAAAAAAAAAUAUGUUUAUGUUAGGAUUGGCAAAGAUGUGAAUAAUGUUUUAAUUUCAUUUAUUUCCUUGUUUUGGAUUCUGAAUUCCUCAGGGUCUUUUUCGUGCCUCCAGUUGUCAGAGAGGUCAGAUUGUGUAGCGUUCUUUUGCAGCAGCUUGCUAGCUUCAUACAAUGUUUGCUCAAGCCUAAAAAAAACAGUUAUUUCUUGUUCUUUUUUUCUCAGCAUC
This is a messenger RNA of Chanos chanos (milkfish), 1643 nucleotides long. It is a transcript of the gene bcl7ba, whose product is annotated as BAF chromatin remodeling complex subunit BCL7B a. Bases 6 to 611 code for a protein of 201 amino acids. The transcript has 6 exons. The record is from RefSeq and is a predicted model, not a curated record. NCBI's taxonomy places the organism in Eukaryota, Metazoa, Chordata, Actinopteri, Gonorynchiformes, Chanidae.